AACAGCAUAUUCAGAAAUAUUUGGAAAUAAAUUUUAAAAUUUUUGGACCCAAAUUUCUUGCCAUAUCAAGCACGCUUCCCCAAAAGAACCAAAACAACCUUCCCCAUGACCUCAUAAUAACGAUCAUAUCAUGUGAACAAAUGGGAACACGUUUCCAAAACAACAACAACAACAACAACUAAAACCACAUAUCUCCAAAAAAGUUAGUUUCAUUUCAUCCCAUAAAAGCACCCCCACCCUACAUCCCACUUUUCAAUUCACAAAUGGAGUCCUUCAAACCUGUUGCAUUGCUGCUACUGUGUCUCUUAUCCGUCACCACCACCGUUACGGGCUGGGGUGUCGAUGGUCAUUUCGCAACCUGCAAAAUAGCUCAGGGAAGGUUAAGCCAAGCAGCAGCAGAUGCAGUCAAUCAUCUGUUACCUGAGUAUGCAGAGGGCGAUCUGGCUACUCUUUGUUCGUGGGCAGAUCACGUCAAGUUCAGAUAUCAUUGGUCGUCACCGCUUCAUUACAUUGAUACCCCUGAUAACCUCUGCACUUACCAAUACAACAGGGACUGCAAGGAUGAAGAUGGAGUCAUGGGAAGAUGUGUGGCUGGAGCAAUUAACAACUACACAACACAACUGCUAGAUUAUGGCAAACAAACAUCUCAAUAUAAUCUCACAGAAGCACUGCUCUUCCUUUCUCAUUUCAUAGGAGACAUUCAUCAGCCACUGCAUGUAGGAUUCACUACAGACAGGGGCGGGAACACAAUCGACGUUCAUUGGUUCACACGAAAAGCAGUACUUCAUCAUGUUUGGGAUGACAGCAUAAUUGAGACUGCAGAAGAAAGGUUCUACAAUUCUGAUGUUGAGACUCUUAUUGACGCUAUUCAGAUCAACAUAACGAACGAAUGGGCAGAUCAAGUUCAAAUAUGGGAGAGAUGCAGCAGAAGUCAGACUACUUGCCCAAAUAUGUACAUGAAGCCAUUCCUUGAAUUAUACAUAAAUGAUAAAAUGAGAACAAUGAAAUGCACAUUUUUAACAUGGAAUAUUUUGAACAGAUAUGCAACUGAAGGAAUAAAAGCAGCAUGCAAUUGGGCAUACAAAGGAGUUGGGAAUGAUUCAGUUCUUGGGGAUGAGUACUUCCUGUCUCGUUUGCCUAUUGUAAAUUGGCGAUUAGCUCAAGGUGGUGUUAGAUUGGCAGCAACCCUUAACCGAAUAUUUGGAUGAAAUCAUAAUUAUCUUGUACUGUUAACAUUUGAUAAAGAAAGAAGAACCCAAAGAUGGUCAGAUGUAUUACCGUCAUUUUGAUUUAAACAUGAACUGCAUUACUUUCA
Molecule: messenger RNA, 1315 nt
Organism: Cynara cardunculus var. scolymus (artichoke)
Lineage: Eukaryota; Viridiplantae; Streptophyta; Magnoliopsida; Asterales; Asteraceae
Product: endonuclease 2
Exons: 7
Coding region: 264-1208 (314 amino acids)
Biological process (GO): DNA catabolic process
Molecular function (GO): endonuclease activity; nucleic acid binding
Source: RefSeq, a predicted model, not a curated record